AUGGGAAACCCGGUGAGGUGGCUGUCCCUGGCCCUCUGCCUGCAUGGGCUGAAAUCAGACUUGAUUGUCCGUAUCUCUCCUCCAUUCCCAGUGUUUCAUAACUAUUCCUGUAUCUUUCCAUUCGUGUACGAUGACAUCAUCUACUACAACUGCAUCUCCGUCCGCAGUGACUAUGCCUGGUGCUCUAUCGACAAGAUAUUCCAAGGUAGAUGGCGGUACUGCACCGCGGAAGAUCCCCCAAGCUGUACCUUCCCUUUCUUGUUCAGAAAUAAAUACUUCUAUAAGUGCACCAAGGAAGGCUAUGUUUUGAGUCGGAGUUGGUGUUCAUUGACAAGAGAUUAUAACAAAGACGGAAAAUGGAAACAGUGCUCCCCUUACCAGUAA
Messenger RNA from Budorcas taxicolor (takin), 384 nucleotides. RefSeq names its product binder of sperm protein homolog 2-like. The record is from RefSeq and is a predicted model, not a curated record. Lineage: Eukaryota; Metazoa; Chordata; Mammalia; Artiodactyla; Bovidae. The coding region runs from base 1 to 384 and encodes 127 amino acids. Gene Ontology annotation, molecular function: heparin binding. The transcript is spliced from 4 exons. Gene Ontology annotation, cellular component: cell surface.